Molecule: messenger RNA, 2962 nt
Organism: Rubroshorea leprosula
Lineage: Eukaryota; Viridiplantae; Streptophyta; Magnoliopsida; Malvales; Dipterocarpaceae
Source: the annotation of a GenBank genome assembly
CUGCAUCUUGAAUUGCGGCUGUGCGUGACUGUUUCUGAUUUGAACACCGGAGCGCCCCUGAGAUCACAGCUCUUCUGAAGGCUUUAUGUGCUCCUUCACGUUAUUUUGACAUAAGUCUGUCAUCCAAAGUUGUAAGGGUAAUAAAGGUCAUAUCUUUUAUGACAAAAAGGCAUGGUUCUUCACUUGUUCUGAUAUGAGUGAAAUUUAGAGGUUGUGGUUCAAGACUCUUUUGAUAUUAUAGUGAAGAAAUGGAUCAAAAGGGGGGUGAGAGUUGGAGACAAAUGGUCAGGAAGAUGCAUCCAGCAGGUGCCUCUCUUCCUGAGGAUUCACCUGAGCUUGACUAUUCGAUAGCUUUGGAAUAUCAGGGCCCUCCUGUUCCUUACGAACUGCCGAGAGUUGAGCCUCUUGAUGUAGAUUCCCAUGGGAUUCCGACAGCAGAGCCACUGUCAGAGUCACAAAGAUCGGUUGGUGGUGCAGGUCUCCCAGUGAUUGAACCAAUUCCCUUGCCAGUGUCUUGUAUUGCUGGUGUCACGAGUCCACCUGCUCAGAGUCCGAGGGUUUCAGCUAGUUCAGGAUCAGUAGUGUCUGUAUUACAAAAUCCUGAUUCUUCUUCGGCUUCCCCAUCAGCUUCUCCUGCAUCUGUCCGCAAUCCUUCAAGUAACCCUCCACAACAAGUUGUUAACGAAGUAAAGAGAGUGCCAGUUGUUACAUUUAGUACGGUUGAUAGAUCUGAAAGGAAAGAGGUUGAUGUGGAGAAGCUAGAUUACCCUGAGUAUGUUGGGAUUUCAGAAGAAAAGAAGAAGAAGAAGAAUAAAAGAAGAGUUUGUUAUCGGUGUGGUAAAGGAAAGUGGGAAACCAAGGAAUCAUGUCUGGUUUGUGAUGCCAAGUAUUGCAGCAGUUGUGUGCUUAGGGCAAUGGGUUCCAUGCCUGAAGGGCGCAAGUGUGUAACAUGUAUUGGUCAGCCAAUUGACGAAUCAAAGCGGUUGAAACUGGGUAAACAUUCGAGGGUAUUAUCCCGAUUGCUCAGUCCUUUGGAAGUAAGGCAGAUUAUGAAAGCGGAGAAAGAAUGUUCUGCUAAUCAGCUUCGGCCAGGGCAACUAAGUGUGAAUGGUUUUCCUCUGAAGCCUGAAGAAAUGGCUGAGUUACUUGGAUGUCCUUUGCCCCCUCAGAAGUUGAAGCCUGGAAGAUACUGGUAUGACAAGGAAUCUGGGCUUUGGGGAAAGGAAGGAGAAAACCCAGACAGAAUUAUCAGUUCAAACUUAAAUUUUACGGGCAAGCUUAGCGCACGUGCAAGCAAUGGGAACACUGAAGUUUAUAUCAAUGGACGUGAAAUUACAAAACUUGAGUUGAGGGUGCUGAGAUUGGCAAAUGUUCAAUGUCCACGAGAUACUCAUUUUUGGGUCUAUGAUGAUGGCCGUUAUGAGGAAGAAGGUCAGAAUAACAUUAGGGGAAAAAUCUGGGAGAAGGCAUCAACACGGUUUUUCUGUUCCUUGUUCUCUUUGCCUGUGCCUCAUGGUCAACCUCAUGGAGUAAGAGAUGAGACCAGCAAUUAUAAUACUGUUCCUAAUUAUCUGGAACAGAAAAAGAUCCAGAAGCUACUACUACUAGGGCUUCAAGGCUCUGGAACCAGCACAAUAUUCAAGCAGGCCAAAUUUCUAUAUGGGAAUAGGUUUGCCCCAGAGGAAUUGCAGGAUAUUAAGUUGAUGAUUCAGAGCAAUAUGUAUCGAUACCUUAGUAUAUUGCUUGAUGGACGGGAGCGGUUUGAGGAGGAGUUCAUGUCUAGAAAGAAACGAUCAGGUUCCCAUGAUCAAAAUUCUGCAGCAGGUGGAGAGGUUGAUACUAGUGAAACUAAUCAGUGUAUCUAUUCCAUAAACCCACGGUUAAAGCAUUUUUCAGACUGGCUGCUGGACAUUAUAGCCACUGGAGAUUUGGAUGCAUUUUUUCCUGCAGCAACACGUGAGUAUGCUCCAUUAGUUGAAGAGGUAUGGAAGGAUCCAGCCAUACAAGAAACAUACAGAAGAAAAGAUGAACUUCACUUUCUUCCAGAUGUUGCAGAAUACUUCCUAAGCCGGGCAGUGGAAGUGUCAAGCAAUGAAUAUGAGCCUACAGAACGUGAUAUUCUUUAUGCAGAAGGGGUCACCCAAGGGAAUGGUUUGGCUUUCAUAGAAUUUUCACUCGAUGAUCAUAGCCCAAUGUCUGAAAUCUACAGUGACAAUCUGGAAGCUCCACCCCCACCUCUGACCAAGUAUCAACUUAUAAGGGUAAAUGCAAAGGGGAUGAAUGAGGGGUGCAAGUGGGUGGAAAUGUUUGAAGACGUGCGUGCUGUGAUCUUCUGUGUUGCCCUUAGUGAUUAUGAUCAAAUGCGCAUUGCCCCAGAGGGUAGUGGCAGUGGAUCACUACUACAAAAUAAGAUGAUUCAGAGCAAAGAACUCUUCGAGACUAUGAUAAAGCAACCUUGCUUUAGGGACACCCCUUUUGUUUUGAUACUCAACAAGUAUGACCUCUUCGAGGAGAAGCUUGCUCGGGUGGCAUUAAAUGCUUGUGAGUGGUUCAGUGACUUCAUUCCAGUGACGACUCACCAUAACAAUCAGGCACUGGCUCAGCAGGCAUACUACUAUGUGGCAAUGAAAUUCAAAGAUCUUUAUUUUUCACUCACCAGUCGAAAGCUUUUCGUGUGGCAAGCUAGGGCUAGGGAUAAGGCGACUAUUAAUGGGGCAUUUAAAUAUAUAAGGGAAGUUCUCAAGUGGGAUGAGGAGAAAGAAGAAAACUUAUAUGUGGUGGAGGAUUCAUUUUACAGCACAGACGUGAGCUCGUCGCCAUUUGUGAGGCAGGACUAAUGUAAUUAUUCUUUUGAAAUGCAUCUGUAUUUUCCGUAGGGGUAAAAUUGUGUAAAGAUUUGCUUGUGUUUGUGCUCAUCCUAAUAAUGUCAGUUGUUUUUUCACAAUACAUUUGUCUUCAAAUU